AAGUCAUUCAAACCGAGUCAUCGCUCGCGCUUUGUCUACUACCCCACCCCACCCCCAUCCCCCUUUGACCUCAUUCCCAUUUCCCCCUUUUACUCUCCCAUUAGGUUUCCAAGAUUCCUUUCAAUCUUUCUCACAAACCCCAUCUCACCCCUUCAAUUCUACUCAUACCCACAUGGAUCAAUCGGUUCUAGAUGAUGUUAUUCAGCGCUUGGUUGCUGUUAAAGGCAGACCCGGUAAGCAGGUCCAACUCACUGAGCCAGAGAUCAAGCAACUCUGUGUUGUUUCUAAAGAGAUUUUCUUGCAACAGCCUAAUUUGCUUGAGAUUGAAGCACCCGUCAAGAUUUGUGGUGACAUCCACGGCCAAUACUCUGAUCUUCUACGUCUUUUUGAAUAUGGCGGAUUACCCCCUCAAGCCAAUUACUUGUUUCUUGGUGAUUACGUUGACCGAGGCAAACAAAGCCUAGAGACAAUAUGCCUUCUUCUUGCCUACAAAAUAAAAUACCCAAAUAAUUUCUUCCUUUUGCGCGGUAACCAUGAAUGUGCGUCUAUAAACCGUAUAUACGGGUUUUAUGAUGAAUGCAAACGAAGAUUUAACGUCAAGUUAUGGAAGACUUUCUCUGAUUGCUUCAAUUGCAUGCCUGUGGCUGCUCUUAUUGACGAAAAGAUUUUGUGCAUGCACGGUGGCUUGUCACCUGACCUUAAUAGUUUGGAUCAAAUAAAAAAUUUAAGGCGACCUACUGAUGUACCUGAUAGUGGUCUGCUAUGUGAUCUUCUUUGGUCGGAUCCUUGUAACGAUGUUAAGGGUUGGGGGAUGAAUGAUCGCGGUGUUUCGUAUACGUUUGGUGCUGAUAUUGUUACCGAGUUUCUAGAAAAGCAUGAUCUUGAUCUCGUGUGUCGUGCUCACCAGGUGGUUGAGGAUGGAUACGAGUUUUUUGCUAACCGACAACUUGUAACUGUAUUUUCGGCACCCAAUUAUUGUGGGGAAUUUGACAAUGCGGGUGCGAUGAUGAGCGUUGAUGAAACGCUAAUGUGCUCUUUCCAAAUAUUAAAACCCGCGGAAAAAAAAUUAAAGGCCAGCUCAGGUAUCAGUCUUUUCGGAAGCACCACCACAACUAAACCCGGAAAUACCCCAGCAGGAAUCAAGCAGUUCCUGGGUGGAAGAUCAUGAGAUUGCCGUGGAGUUGAGGCUCGAACAAAUGAAGUUCCGUCGGUUCAUGGUGCACGCGUAACGCUUGAGAUAUAUAAACUUCUAGUUGUUGGUCAUUGUUGUAGUUUAAUGAUAAAGAGAGUAAGUAUAUUGUCAUGAUCAACCUCUUAUGGUGUGAAGAACGACAGGACCCAUGUUUUCAUACCGAUGGGUACCGAUAAAACAAAAGGCGUUGGUAUACCUUUUAUUUUUCUUUUGAAAUGUUCACAAGCUGAUUAUCAUCUA
This is a messenger RNA of Helianthus annuus (common sunflower), 1432 nucleotides long. Its product is annotated as serine/threonine-protein phosphatase PP1 isozyme 3. The record is from RefSeq and is a predicted model, not a curated record. Gene Ontology annotation, molecular function: protein serine/threonine phosphatase activity. NCBI's taxonomy places the organism in Eukaryota, Viridiplantae, Streptophyta, Magnoliopsida, Asterales, Asteraceae. Gene Ontology annotation, cellular component: nucleus; cytoplasm. Bases 173 to 1168 code for a protein of 331 amino acids. The transcript has 4 exons.